AUGGACGCCCCGGUGUACCCUUCCCGCUCCUGCCUGCAGAUGGUGGACCUCCUGCUGCGGCACGGGGCGUCCCCCCUCGCCGCCGACGCCCUCGGCGGCAACACCCCGCGGACUUACGCGCAGGAGGAGGGCCUGCGCCAGAAGCUGGCCAGGGCGGAGGCGUGGUGGACCAGGCGAUCCGUGGCCCUCGCGUGCAGGGCCGCGGGCCCGCGGGGCGCGGCGGCGCUGGGCGGCCUCCUGUGGGGCGCCGUGGUGCCCGAGGCCGUCGAGGAGGUGAUCCUCGACUUCGCGUGCUGCGCGGCGGGUCGGAUGCGAUGA
Prorocentrum cordatum is the source of this 318-nucleotide messenger RNA. The record is from the annotation of a GenBank genome assembly. NCBI's taxonomy places the organism in Eukaryota, Dinophyceae, Prorocentrales, Prorocentraceae.